Messenger RNA from Acanthoscelides obtectus, 13772 nucleotides. Lineage: Eukaryota; Metazoa; Arthropoda; Insecta; Coleoptera; Chrysomelidae. The record is from the annotation of a GenBank genome assembly.
AAAAAUUGAAAAAGGAGGCUUUGUUUCAUAUUUUAUUUUCAAAAAUUGUUUUGUAAACAGUUUUUAGAGAGAUGUCUUCUCCAUCGCCUGCGUCCGCCUACGGGAGGGAAAGAGAGGACAAAGAUUCUCUCUUUUCUUCAGAAACGUCUGAAGAGAAACAGGUGCAAAUCGCUGAAGAAGUACACGAGGAAGAAGUCGAGGAAGUACUAUACUCAGAUGAAGACAUAGCCAAGUUAGUCCAAUUCGUGAAAGAUAUCACAACCCUAGGUGAACUGAAAGCGAGUGAUUGGGGUGAAAAACAAGAGAAGGCUAUCGAACGAUGGUUUUACGAAACUCACAUGCCUCUGUUGACUGUUUACUACCACAAGGGUGAACUGAUCUGUGACAUCGGUGUUCCACUCAACGUGGUAGCUGAACUGACAUAUUUUCUCAGAGAACAACCAGGAAUAAGGUUUGAAGUUGACACCUUCCAUGAUGAAAUCAUAUUUGGGACGAUCGACCAUAACAUAGAAGGAUUCAUACUAAACAACAUCAGGGAUAUUUAUGGACCUUUAUUGCUAUUACAGGAUAACUGGCCUGAUAGCGUGAAAAAUGAGUUCACUAGCAAUUUGCAGAUGUUUUUAGCGCGCGUAACCGACCUUCAUUACAAACUGUACGGACUGACAGUGCUGUACAUACCAAAAGAGGUACUGAAAAUUCCCCUGGAAGAAGCCACUACGGAUAAAGAGCUAAUCAAGCGAUUAGAAUCUAUAAUGGUGUACUGGACCAAACAAGUUAGAGUCGGUUUGCAAGAUCAAGACCAAAGCACUCCCGAAGAUCAGUUGUUCUUGGACAAUGAAUUUGAGUUUUGGAAAAAUAGACAUGAGAACUUAUUGGGAUUGCAUCAUCAACUGGAAAACGAUGGCAUAAAAUAUAUUUGCAACAUCCUCACUGCCGUCCAGUCGACGUAUGUUAGGCAGUUUCGCUCACUAAAUGAUGAAAUCGUUAGAAAUAUAGCGGAGUCUCAUUCGAAUAUCGAGUAUUUAAACCUUUUGCUUAAGCCCAGUCAGGACUUGGGAGAAAUAAUAGACCCCAAGGAAAUGCCUGAUCUGGUUCCAAAUAUACUGCACCUCAUUAGGUUUAUUUGGCUUAACAGCCCACAUUAUAACACCAACGAAAAAAUCACCCUGCUUUGUAGAGCGUUAAGUAAUCAGAUAAUUAUGCAGUGCAAAGACUACAUUAACCUUGAUGUAGUCUUUUUUGAGAAGAAAACAAGAAAAGCAAUCGCCAUGUUUGAGACUUGUAUUGAAUGCAUGACUAAAUACAUCAGACAUUAUGUCUUGGUUGCAGAAGGACAUAAUGUAUAUGGCAACAGUCCAUGGGAUCUCGACAAAGCCCCGAUCUUCAACAGCGUCGAUGGUUUCGUACAAAGAUGCAAAGAUAUGAUAGAAGUUUGCGAAGCAAUGGUCGUUUUCGGGAGGCACGAUGAAACUGAAAAUAUAGAAAAGCCGCUGUUCGGCACUUCGAAAGGAGUGCAGUUUGAAAACUGGGCAGAAAGAACCGAAAAAAUGUUCAAUGAUGCACUCGAGGAUGUUCACAAUGUCGAAUUCAGAAUUUUUGAUGUACAACUGGCAGAUUGGUAUGACGACAUCCUCAAAUUCAGGACCAGAAUGAAGGAUAUCGAAACCGUUGUAGAAAAUUUAACAAACGCAGUAUUCGAUAUGGUAGCCAAUGUUGAAGAAGGUAUCGAAAGUCUUGCAGCGCUACACAACUAUACAAAGAGGAAAACUAUGGUGACGCUGUUCGACGGAAAGACCUUAGAAGUUUAUAGAAUGUUCAGAGAGGAAAUCCUAGAUGCAAAACAAGAUAUGCAAGUGGAAUCUGAGAUGUACCCAACAUCAAUGCCUUAUUUCGCGGGAAGGGCGCAUAUGGCCAAUAUGAAGAAAAAUCGUUUACAACUUUUAAAGCAGAUGUUUGAUAAUGCUGGAUGGAUGAUGCCGUGCAGCAUAUCGAGAGAAGUAUUUGCACAGUACGAAAAACUCAUCAAGUCGAUAAACGAAACGAUUUUGGGACUGUACCGUAAAUGGGUUGACAGUAUCGGAGAGGAUGUACCGGCAAGGCUCAAUCGACCACUGAUGUGCAAGAGCGUAACCAAACCUGGGCUUUUGGAAGCUAAUAUUGAUAGGUCUUUGUUAGAAAUCUUCCACGAAGCAAAAUAUUGGGAAGCGCUCAAUUACGAGAUCCCGACGUACGUGAAAUCGGUUUACCAGAAAGCCGAUUCGAUAAAGUUUGUAUACGAAUGCGUACUGAACGUGGUGCUCGACUACAACAAAAUCAUAUCGUCGUUUUCUGAUGACGAGCGCCUGCUGUUCAAACCGCUCAUCUCUUCCGUAGAAAAGAAAAUAAUGCCAGGUUUAAAUAAACUCACUUGGAAUGCUGACGUUGGAGAUGAGUAUAUUGCCGAGUGCAGCAACAAUACGGCCGAGCUGCAAGCUUUUGUGGACGACUACAAAAGUUGCAAUCUCAGGAUAGUGUCAAUUUGUGAGAAGAUCUGCGACUCGCCGUUCUUCUACAUAAGACCGAACGUAGCUUUCGACAUCCACGACCUCGUUCGUGAAAUGGUCGUAUACAUUGACGAUACGCUGAUGAAACUCACCGAGUACUACCACGAGAUCAUAAAAUAUAUUAUUCUGGUGUUCGAGGGAUUCGAGCAUGUCAUGGGAACAAUGGCAAAUCAAUGGAUUAAAUAUAUAAACAAUUUUGACACAUUGAUGGAAGAGGCGUUGAAAAUAAACUGCAGGAACUCUUUGAAGUUCGUGUACGAGACUGUCCAUGGUGACGGCACAACAGAACCAAAUCCUUUGAUAAAGUUAGAAAUCUCUCUACAAGACAACAGGAUAAAGUUUAUACCAUCUUUAGUCGAAGUCGCCAUAGCGAUCACGAAUAUGCAUUUAGGACUCAUAGAAACCAUUAAAGGUUUGCCGAGAUUGAACGAUAAAUUCCACGUAGCCGAAACUCAUUUCAAAUCGUACAGUGAAAUUAUCGCUGAGGAUUCUCAGUGCCAGCAAUUGCAGGCUCUUUUGAAUACAGAAAUACGCGUCAACGUGGAAAAGAUCAAAGAGUACAUGAAGAUUUGGGAGCCAUUCAGAGACCUUUGGGAAGUGGACAAAGAUAAAUUCAUCGACAGAUACGAGCAAGAAGAUCCCAGCGCGGCACUGUUCGAUUCCAACAUCGCCAGAUAUACCGAGUUGGCCAAUAAUGCGCAAAUCCAAGAAACUGUUUCUACCGUGCACUUCACGCAGAUUAACUGUGCCGAUUUGAAGCAGGCAAUUAUCAAUCACUGCAUAGAUUGGCAGGAAAAGCUUUGCGCGCUUCUGUUCAAGAUGACAGAUGCUAAAUUGAAAGAGUUAUAUGAAUAUAUGCGGAUCAACGGGAAACAGAUAAUGCAAGAGCCACACGACCUGACUGAAAUGCAGUUUUCCAUCAAUCUAUUCGAUCAGCUCAAAUAUGAUAUACCAUACAGAGAAGAACAAUUUCCUCUAAUCAAAGAUAUGAUCCUAACUUUGGACAAAUAUCAGGUGCCUAUUUCUGAUGCCGUGAGGAAUAUGGAGAAGAACAUCCCGAAAGAAUGGGCUGCUUACCUUGAAGUGCUCGAACAAGCCGAUAAAAUGCUAGAAUACGCCAAGGACCGAUUCAAAACAGGCCUGUUGGAGCAAGCUGAUCAAUCUCGAUCUGAUGCCAAACAAUUGUUGGAUGAUUUCUUGAAACACGGCCCAUUCAAUUCCGAUUGGUCACCGACGAAGGGUCUGGAAUAUCUUCAGAUCAUGAAGGCUAAGCUUGCAGCCAUGAGAACUAGAGAAGAGGAGAUUAGAAACGACCUCGGAAUAUUCGGGCUCAGCUUUCCAGAGUCGCAGGAUCUGAAUAAGUUAGAAGCAGAACUAAGCUUAUUGGAGAUAGUUUGGAAACUAGCAGAGGAAUGGGAAAAAGCAUGGGAGAAAUACAAGUCUGGAGAAUUUUGGACCAUCGAGACAGCUGAAAUGGAAGAAACGGCACAAACUUUAUUCAGAAAGCUAACGAGACUAGCCAGAGAGCUUAAAGAUAAAGGAUGGACAAUUGUAGAAGAUACCAGGCAAAAAGUGGAUGCCUUUAGAAGGACUUUGCCAUUGCUUGGUGAUUUGAAGAACCCAGCAAUGCGACCCAGACACUGGAUCAAGGUCAAGGCAGCUGUUGGUGUAGACUUUGAUGAGAGUUCUCCGGAAUUUAAUCUGGACGCCAUAUAUUCGAUGGAGAUGCAUAAAUAUGCUGAAGAAAUCAACGAAAUAUCUAACGCAGCAACUAUGGAGUUACAGAUAGAGAAAGGUUUGGCAGCGAUUAAGGCUAACUGGGACAAAAUGAAGUUCGAAAUGAUAGCUUACAAGGAAAGGAACAUGUUUAGAAUCAAGAACGUGGACGACUGUUUUCAGGCUCUCGAGGAAAACAUGAUGCAGCUAUCGGUAAUGAAGAGUACAAAGUUCGUGGAGCCGUUUGCGAAGGAAGUAGAUCGUUGGGAAAGAACGUUAUCUUACAUAAUGGAAGCGCUGGAGACUGCUUUGAUGGUGCAGCGGCAAUGGCUGUAUUUGGAGAAUAUCUUCUUCGGCGAAGAUAUAAGGAAACAGCUGCCAAAAGAGACAGAAGAUUUUGAUGUUUUGACGGAAAACUGGCGUGACGUCACCACUAAACUUUACUUCGCCAAGACGGCACUGAAGGCCACGCAUUAUAAGCCUCCACCUUUUCUUCUUAACAAACUAAUAAAAAUGAACGAGAAGUUAGAAUUGAUGCAACGCGCAUUAGAAAGGUACCUUGAAACCAAGCGCCACGUCUUCCCUCGCUUCUACUUUGUCUCCAAUGAUGACAUGUUGGAGAUUCUGGGCAACUCAAAGAAGCCGGAGUUAGUUCAGCCGCAUCUGAAGAAGCUAUUCGACAACCUGAACAAGAUGAAGAUCCAGAAGAACGUGGGAGUGAACAAGCAAGAGUGUGUAGGCAUGUUCUCUGACGAUGGAGAAUAUAUGGAGUUCGAGAGGCCUUUCUUGCUUGAAGGACCAUCCGAGGCGUGGCUGAAAAAGCUGGAGGACCAUAUGAGGGCCGUGCUGAUUGAAAAAUUCAAACCGAUCAGGACUGAGCUGAAGAAGAUGCUGAACAAGAGGGAUAAAUGGUUGCUGUCCAAUUGCGGACAACUUUGUAAUGCCUGUAGUCUUAUACAAUGGACGACUGAUUGUACAAGAGCUCUUGUCCAUGCGAAGAUAAUGGAAAGCAAAAAGCCUUUAAAGAGGUUACGAAAAAAGCAGAAUCAGGUGUUGAGUAAGCUGUCCGAGCUCAGCAGAAAAGAUCUCACAAAGUUGCAACGGUUGAAAGCUAACGCUCUUAUCACCAUUGAAAUACAUUCUCGAGAUGUUAUUGAUCGAUUGUAUAAAGCUAAUUGUAGAGAUACCAAUGCAUUCGAGUGGUUUUCUCAACUCCGGUUUUACUGGGAUAGAGAUAUGGAUGAUUGCACCAUCAAGCAGACAAACACGAGUUUCAUGUAUGGUUACGAAUACAAUGGAAAUUCUGGAAGAUUAGUCAUCACCCCACUAACAGAUAGGUGCUAUAUAACCCUGACAACAGCUCUUCACCUAUAUCGAGGCGGCAGUCCCAAGGGUCCAGCAGGCACCGGCAAAACGGAGACUGUGAAAGACCUCGGCAAGGCAAUGGGCAUGUGGGUGAUCGUGAACAACUGUUCAGAGGGCUUGGACUACAAGAGUAUGGGUAAGUGCUUCUCCGGAUUGGCUCAGACUGGCGCUUGGGGAUGCUUCGAUGAAUUCAACAGGAUCAACAUCGAAGUGUUGUCCGUGGUGGCCCAGCAGAUCUUGUCGGUGCUGUCGGCUGUAUCGCAGAAGCUGGAAACGUUUGCAUUUGAAGGUACAACAAUAAAUCUGAAACUAACAGUUGGAAUAUUUAUUACAAUGAAUCCUGGUUACGCUGGACGUACUGAACUUCCGGACAAUUUGAAGUCAAUGUUUAGACCUAUUUCUAUGAUGGUACCUGAUAGUGGCAUUAUCGCUGAAAAUGUUCUGUUUAGUGACGGUUUUCAAAAUACAAAAUCUCUGGCUAAAAAGGUGUUCACCUUGUACCGGCUAGCAGUUCAACAAUUGAGCAAGCAAGAUCAUUAUGAUUUCGGCUUACGGUCGAUGGUCGCUCUUCUUAGAUACGCCGGAAGAAAGAGAAGACAAAUGCCUAACUUGCCAGAAGAGCAAGUAGUAUACUUGGCUAUGAGAGACAUGAAUAUCGCCAGGUUGACGUCGGACGAUCUUCCAUUGUUCAACGGAAUAAUGUCUGACAUCUUUCCUGGCGUCAUCGUACCUAUCGUUGAUUAUAUUGACAUGAAUGCUGCUAUUACUGAAUUUAUGGAAGAGACAAAUCUUCAGCCAAUUCCAAUAGCAGUCACCAAAGUGAUUCAACUGUACGAGACGAAAAGUUCGAGACACUCCGUUAUGAUAAUAGGCAAGACCUGCACCGCAAAAAGUGUAACGUGGAAAGCGUUACAGGGAGCAUGUGGCAAAUUGAAGGCCGCAAACAAAGCCGGUUUCAACAGAGUCGAAGUGUAUCCGAUGAAUCCGAAGGCGCUCAAUUUGGCCGAGUUGUACGGCGAGUACAACUUGAGUACCAACGAGUGGUUGGACGGUGUUAUCAGUGCGACCAUGAGGCAGACUUGUUCAGAUGAGUCUCCAGAUGAAAAGUGGAUUCUGUUCGACGGCCCAGUGGACGCCGUUUGGAUAGAGAACAUGAACAGCGUCAUGGAUGACAACAAAGUCCUCACCUUGAUCAAUUCAGACCGGAUUACGAUGCCUGAACAAGUUUCGUUACUGUUCGAAGUUGGAGACUUGGCUGUAGCCUCUCCGGCUACGGUCAGCCGAUGCGGAAUGGUGUACAACGACUAUAAAGAUUGGGGAUGGAAUCCAUACGUUACAUCAUGGAUCAAUAGACAUAAAAAGGCUAGGGGCGAGAAAUAUUGUAACAAGUAAACAACGUCGGAAAACAACAAAAGACUGCUUGUUUACUUCCACAACUUGACAGCAAAUUAGCCAAGCAGCAUAAAAUGAUGAACGAGUUGUUCUCGUACUAUUUAACACCAAUUUUAGAGUUUAAACGUUUGAACUGCGAAGAGAAUGUGGCGGCAGCAGAGCUAAACUUAGUAAUCUCGUUGUGCAAGCUGCUGGAUAUCUUCGCUAAGAAAGAGUUUGGAGUGAAUCCGGCAGAUGAUGAACAUUUCGAUGAUGCUGCUAAAAACUGGUUUUUAUUCUGUGCGAUCUGGUCAGUUUGCUGUACGACGAAUGAGGAUGGCCGAAGGAAGUUGGACGUAUACAUAAGAGAAAAGGAAGGCGUAUUUCCUAUCAAAGAUACAAUCUAUGAGUAUUAUGUAGAUUGGCAGAAUUACGUGUUCUCCAGCUGGGAAGAGAAACUGCCAUACGGAUGGAAAUAUGAGACUGGGUGCCCGUUUUAUAAAAUAAUAGUUCCCACGGUAGAUACUGUCAGGUACGAGUACUUAGUGCAAGCUUUGCUAGAUAAUGGUAACCCUGUACUUCUAACUGGUCCAGUGGGAACUGGCAAGACAUCUACUGCUCAAUCCGUAUUAACGAAGUUGGAUAGUAGUAGAUACACCGUCCUGAAUAUAAACAUGUCUGCACAAACUUCUUCCCAGAACAUGCAGGAUGCUAUAGAAGGAAGGGUAGAGAAACGAACCAAAGGUCACUAUGCUCCAGCUGGGGGGAAGAAAAUGAUAACAUUUUUGGAUGAUCUCAAUAUGCCAGCUAAAGAAACCUAUGGUUCUCAACCCCCUUUGGAAUUGCUCAGACAGUGGAUCGAUUACCAAUUUUGGUAUGACAGAUUGAAGCAAACCAGGGCAUACAUCGAGAAUAUGCACCUUUUGUGCUCAAUGGGUCCACCAGGAGGUGGUAGAAACGUCAUUACGGACCGCUUGCUUAGCCGCUUCAACCUCAUCAACAUGACCUUCCCCGAGGACGCCACCAUCAGCCGAAUAUUUUGGAACAUGUUGGGCCAGCACCUAUCGGACUUCGACGAAACUGUGAAGCUGGUCGGUAAAGAAGUAACGGAGACGACUAUCGAUCUGUACAAGAACGUUUGCGGCAAGAUGUUGCCGACGCCGAAGAAAAUACAUUAUUUGUUCAAUUUGAGAGACAUUUCCAAAGUCUUUCAAGGACUGCUAAGGAGCAAUAAGGAUUACCAUAACGAUAAGUCUUCAAUGUUGAAGCUGUGGAUCCAUGAGUGUUUCAGGGUGUUCUUUGAUAGACUGAUCGAAGAUAGCGAUCGCGAAUGGUUCUUCCUCCAAAUGAACGAGCAGCUUGGGAGACACUUUGAGCUGACUCUUCAUUCGCUGUGCCACAAAAACAAUAUACCGAUCUACGCCGACUUUGUGAACCCAUGGAAUGUUUACGAGGAGCAUAUAGACACUGUCGCGUUGAGAAGAUACUUGGAGCAACAGAUGGAAGAGUACAACGUCUCACCGGGUGUCGUCAGGAUGGACUUGGUGCUUUUCAAGGAUGCUAUUGCGCACAUAUGCAGGAUUGUUAGGGUAAUCUCGCAGGCGAGAGGCAACAUGCUGUUAGUGGGCAUAGGUGGAAGCGGUCGACAAUCUUUAGCCAGAGUUGGUGCUUACAUCUGCGAAUACAAUACGUUCCAAAUAUCGAUAACGAAGAACUACAAAGUAGCAGAAUUUAAAGAAGAUCUAAAAACGUUAUACGGUUUGACAGGCUGUGACGCGAAAGCCACGUCUUUUCUCUUUAACGACACUCAGAUCACCGACGAGAGCUUCUUGGAGAUCAUCAACAACAUGCUGAGUAGCGGAGAAGUAGCCAAUUUAUACAAGCCGGACGAAUUUGAAGACGUGAAAAACAAACUGGAUUCGGCAGCUGCGAAGGCCGGCAUCGUGCGUACCAAUGAGGCAAUGUACGAAUUCCUAAUAACACGAGCUAGGGCGAAUAUGCACAUAGUUCUGUGUAUGAGCCCUAUAGGAGACGCUUUUCGAAACAGACUUAGACAGUAUCCAGCUUUAGUCAAUUGCACCACUAUCGAUUGGUUCAGUGAUUGGCCCAAGGAAGCUCUACUCGAGGUCGCCAAUAAGUAUAUCAGUGACGUCAAUUUUGUGCAAACAAUCACCGGCACAGAGACGAAGAAAAGAAGAGAAUCUUUGGUUCUUUCUUCACAAGACAAGAUGAGAGAAAAUGUAUCUUUGGUUUUCGCAACUCUACAUGAUUCUGUCGCUCAAUGUUCUAAGAAAAUGUUGCUGGAGAUGAAGAGACAUAACUAUGUUACUCCAACGAAUUAUUUGGAGUUAGUAGCCGGUUAUAAAACCAUGCUAGCAAAGAAGAGAGAGGCCAUAUCGAGCCAAGCGAACAAACUUCGCAACGGCCUGUGGAAGAUCGACGAUUGCAAGCAAAAGGUGACCGUAAUGUCGAUCGAACUGGAAGACGCUCAAGUGAAAGUUGCCGAAUUUCAACGGCAGUGCGACGAGUACCUGGUGAUUAUCGUCGCUCAGAGAAAGGAAGCCGAUGAACAGCAGAAAGAGGUGACCGUUAAGAGUAUCAAGAUUGGCGAAGAAGAGGUACAAUGCAAAAGAAUGGCGGACAUUGCCCAGGCUGAUUUGGAAGAGGCGAUGCCUGCGUUGGAAGAAGCGAUCAAGGCUUUGGAUUCGUUGAGUAAGAAGGAUAUCAGCGAGAUGAAAUCUUAUACUACGCCACCGCAGAAGGUGAAAAUGGUGAUGGAGGCUGUCAAUAUUCUCAAAGGGAUCGAUCCCAGUUGGGACUCUGCGAAAAAACUGCUAGGCGAAAUGAACUUCCUGAAAGAUCUGAAAGAGUUUGACAAGAAUCAUAUAUCUGAGAAGACAUUGAAAAAGAUUGCCGGGUACACUACAAGCGAGGAGUUUAUUCCCGAUAAAGUGGGAAUGGUAUCACUUGCAGCAAAGUCUCUCUGUCUGUGGGUCAUCGCUAUAGAGAAAUACGCCAAAGUCUGGAAGAUUGUAGGACCUAAACAAGCUAAGUUGGAUGAAGCAUUAGAAAGCCUGAGGGAAAAGCAACUGAUGUUGGCUGAAGCUAAGGCUAAGCUGGAAGAAUUGAAUAUGUAUCUACAGAAAUUACAAAAAGAGUAUGAAGAAAAGCUAACUCAGAAAGAAGAACUUAAUAGGAAGGCCGAAUUGUUGAAGCUGAAACUGGAAAGAGCAGCAGCACUGGUGGAAUGCCUCUCCGGCGAAAGAGAUCGUUGGGAAGAGUCUGUCGCCACUUUGGAUAAGCAAUUUGAUUACCUUCCAGGCGAUUGCCUACUCGCUACAGCUUUUGUGUCUUAUAUGGGGCCAUUUGUGUCCAACUACAGGGAAGAGUUGAUGAAAAUGUGGCAAGCGGAAUGUUUAGAGUUGGAGAUACUAGUGUCUAGCGAUUUUAACGUAAUAAAUUUCCUCUCCGAUCCGACUACAAUAAGAGAAUGGAAUAUUCAAGGGUUGCCAGCGGACAGUUUCAGCACUGAAAAUGGUAUAAUAGUCACACAAGGUAGUCGCUGGCCACUGGUCAUCGAUCCUCACUGCCAAGCUAUGAAGUGGAUUAAAGCUAUGGAGACCGGUAACAAAUUGUUCGUAGUCGACUUGAGGACACCCGGCUACAUGGGAAUAGUAGAACGAGCCGUCCAGUUUGGCAAUCCGGUACUCCUACAGAACAUCCUUGAAGAAAUGGACCCCUCCUUAGACCCGAUACUAGCUAAGGCAGUAGUAAAACAAGGCGGUGAAAACAUGAUCAUGCUAGGAGACAAACUGGUGUCGUACGAUGACAAUUUCCGGUUCUUUAUUACCACCAAAUUGACGAAUCCGCAUUAUCCGCCAGAAAUUUCGACAAGGACCACGAUGGUUAACAUGGCUGUAAAAGAGCAGGGACUGGAGGCUCAGUUGCUCGGAAUCGUUGUGAGAUUAGAAAAACCGCAACUGGAAGAACAGAAAGAUCUGCUUGUCACUACAAUUGCUAAAGGAAAAAGAACGCUGCUUGAUCUCGAAAGUGAGUUAUUAAGGCUGCUAAACGAAACUAGAGGAUCUUUAUUGGAAGACGCGGAACUGUUCAACACCUUGCAGGUCUCUAAAGCAACAUCCGAGGCAGUCAAAAAAAGCUUAGAGGUUUCCGAGACAACUGAAGUGGAAAUUGACCGUGCUAGAGAGGGGUAUCGACCUUGCGCGAAACGCGCAGCGAUUCUCUUCUUCGUAUUGAACGAUAUGGGUAGAAUUGAUCCCAUGUACCAAUUUUCUCUGGACGCGUACUUCCUCUUGUUCAUCAAUUCGAUAAAAAGGAGUCCGAAAUCCCCUACGUUAUACGAGAGAAUUACCGCUUUGAACGAUCACCAUACUUACGCUGUUUAUCAGAAUACAUGUAGAGCUCUUUUUGAACAUCACAAGUUGCUGUUUUCAUUCCACAUGUGUAUUAAAAUUUUGACCGCUCAAGGAAAGAUAGUGGCACCGGAAUACAACUUUUUAUUGAAAGGGGGAGUUGUUUUGGACAGAGAUAAUCAAAUCGAUAAUCCGUGUGCAGCGUGGCUAAGCGAACUUGCUUGGGAUAACAUAACAGAACUGGACAAGCUCCAAGGUUUUCAUGGAGUUAUUGACACGUUCGAGCAAUAUCCAAGGGAUUGGUAUAACUGGUAUAUCCAUACAGAACCGGAAACUCUACCACUCAUAGCUGACUGGGAAGGAGUAUGCAACGAGUUCCAGAAAAUGUUGUUCAUCCGAUCGCUGCGACAAGACAGAGUUCAAUUUUCCAUCAGCAACUUUAUCAUCAACCAGUUGGGUCCUCAGUUUGUGGAGCCUCCCGUGUUAGAUAUCAAAGCUGUCGUGGAGGAAUCCGUCCCGAUGACGCCUUUGAUUUUCGUGUUAUCUCCCGGUGUGGAUCCGACGGGAGCCCUCAUUCAACUGGCUGAACAUUAUAAAAUGGGAGGCAGGUUCCAGUCCAUCAGUUUGGGACAAGGCCAAGCACCCAUAGCUACAAAAUUGAUAGCGACUGGUGCAAAGGAAGGCCACUGGGUGUUCUUGGCAAAUUGCCACUUAUCACUAAGCUGGAUGCCAAAACUAGACAAGAUCAUUGAAUUGCUGCAAACUGGUAAAGUUCAUCCGAAAUGUAGGAUUUGGUUGAGCUCUAGCCCUCAUCCCGAAUUUCCGAUUUCUAUUCUCCAAGCUGGUAUCAAGAUGACCACCGAACCUCCAAAGGGGCUGAAAGCCAAUUUGAAAAGAUUAUACCAACUGAUCACUGAAGAACAGUUUACCGCUUGCCAAUAUCCGGAGAAGUACAAAAAGCUAUUAUUUGGGCUCUGCUUCUUCCAUGCAAUAUUGUUGGAGAGAAAGAAAUUUCAACAACUGGGUUGGAAUGUGAUAUACAGUUUCAACGAUUCCGACUUCCAGGUAUCAGAAAAUCUGUUGACAAUUUACCUGAACGAGUACGCAACGACCCCAUGGGAUGCUUUGAAGUACCUGAUCGCAGGCGUUAGUUACGGUGGCCAUGUGACCGAUGAUUGGGAUCGAAGACUACUCACCACUUACAUAAAUCAAUAUUUCUGUGAUGAUGCUUUGCAAAUACCUUAUUUCAGAUUAUCAAGCUUGUCGACAUACUAUAUACCAAGAGAUGGCUCGAUUCAAUCGUACUUCGACUACAUAACAUUACUACCCAACAUUGAUAGACCUGAAGCGUUUGGUCAACAUCCGAAUGCUGACAUUACCUCGUUGAUAUCUGAAUCAAGAAAUCUAUUUGAAACACUGAUGUCGCUGCAGAUACAGAGCACUGGAGCUGCAGCUGGAGACUCCAAAGAAGCUAAGGUGAUUGAGUUAGCCAGUGAUGUUCUUUCGAAGCUACCAGAAUGUAUUGAUUAUGAACAAACUGAUAAGCUCAUUGGACCACACAAAAUGCCUUUGGAUGUAGUAUUACUUCAAGAAAUUCAGAGAUAUGAUACACUGCUAGUAUCUAUAAGACAAUCUUUGGAAGAUCUUCAAAAAGGCAUUCAAGGCUUAGUAGUGAUGUCAAGCGAAUUGGAAGAAAUAUUUACCUGUAUCUAUGAGGGAAGAGUACCGUCAGCGUGGUUGAAUGCAUAUCCGUCGCUGAAACUUCUGGGUUCGUGGGCAAGAGACCUUUUAGCCAGGGUAGAGCAUUUCAGUACUUGGGCUGCUACCGUUCGAGCGCCGAUGCUUUUUUGGUUAGCUGCUUUUACUUUUCCUACUGGGUACCUCACAGCUGUUUUGCAGACGUCGGCUCGAGCGAACGACAUCCCGAUAGACGCGUUAGGAUGGGAGUUUACCGUUCUCACGGUGGAAGAACACACGAUUCAGGUGGCGCCCGAGAACGGAGUUUAUAUAAAACAUACAUAUCUUGAAGGUGCCAGUUGGGACAGGAAAAACGCCAUGCUGAUCGAACCUCAACCGAUGCAACUAUUCUGCGCGAUGCCCAUCAUUCAUUUCAAACCUGUCGAGCAGCUCAAGAAGAAGACCAGAGGUCUAUAUUCUUGUCCUUGUUACUAUUUUCCCAUACGGACUGGAUCUCAGAACAGACCUGCUUUCGUGGUCGCCGUAGAUCUGAAGAGUGGCCUGGAACCGGCUGAUUUCUGGAUAAAGCGUGGAACAGCGCUUUUAUUGAGUUUAGCUAGUUGAUAUAAUUUCAAUAUUUGUUGUUGUCUAUUGAUUGAUAUGCCAUGUACAUUGUCGAUAGCAUGAUUUGAAUUUAAUAAAUUGUUCAUAUUUAAAAAUGUUUGAG